CGGGCUGGAUUCUUGCUCUGGCCAGCAUUGAGACCGCGGGGUUGUGGCCCUGGGGGAGCUAACCGGACCCUCGUGGGGGUGGCUUUGUGGCCACACGCGUGUCCUUCGUGGGGAGGUGUCAGCCUGCCCGAGCAUCCAGCGCCGUGCCCGCCUCCCCGGGGAUGCUGAGGGACAGCUCCGCUCGCUCUGCCGCCGCAUCCCGGCCGCUCUGACGGGGCUCCAGCAGCGCCCACCCCUCGGCAGAUCCCCCCAGGAGGAGCCAGCCCCCCUUUUGUCUCAGCUUUUCCCCCGGCAGCCACAUCCCGGCGGGAUGUGAGCGCUGCAGGCAGAGCCGUGCCCGCCUCCCUGGGCAGCGAGUCGGGGAUCUACGGCAUCGGAGCAUCCCCAGGAGCGAGACAGAGCCUCUGCCGCCCGCCCAGCCCGGUGUGCUCGCAGAGUUAUGUCAUGCCCAGACCACCGCAGGGCUCCAUGAGGAUUUAUGGAAGAUGCUCCGUGUCUUGGCGCCUCUGGUGCUCCUUCUGCUGUGGCUGAUGAGGAUCUGGGCCAGCCCCCAUUCCCUGAGGAUUGCUGCCAUCCUGGAUGACCCCAUGGAGUGCAGCAGAGGGGAGAGGCUCUCCAUCACCCUGGCCAAGAACCGCAUCAACCGCGCGCCCGAGCGGGCGGGCAAGGCCAGGGUGGAGGUGGACAUCUUCGAGCUGCUGAGGGACAGCGAGUACGAGACAGCUGAGACCAUGUGCCAGAUCCUCCCCAAAGGCGUGGUGGGAGUCCUGGGACCUUCCUCCAGCCCAGCCUCCAGCUCCAUCAUCAGCAACAUCUGCGGGGAGAAAGAGGUUCCUCACUUCAAAGUGGCUCCAGAGGAGUUCCUGAAGCUGCAGCUCCAGAGGUUCACCACCCUCAACCUGCACCCCAGCAACACCGACAUCAGCGUGGCCGUGGCAGGAAUCCUGAAUUUCUUCAACUGCACCACUGCCUGCCUCAUCUGUGCCAAAGCUGAAUGCCUUUUGAACCUGGAGAAGCUGCUGCGGCAGUUCCUCAUCUCCAAGGACACGCUGUCGGUGCGGAUGCUGGACGACAGCCGGGACCCCACGCCGCUCCUGAAGGAGAUCCGGGAUGACAAGACAGCCACCAUCAUCGUCCACGCCAACGCCUCCAUGUCCCACACCAUCCUGCAGAAGGCAGCUGAACUGGGCAUGGCAUCUGCCUAUUACACCUAUAUCUUCACUAAUCUGGAGUUUUCCCUCCAGCGCCUGGACACCCUGCUGGACGACAGAGUCAACAUCCUGGGCUUCUCCAUUUUCAACCAGUCCCACGCCUUCUUCCAAGAGUUUGUGCAGAGCCUCAACCAGUCCUGGCAGGAGAAUUGUGACCACGCUCCUUUCACUGGGCCUGCACUGUCCUCGGCGCUGCUGUUCGACGCCGUGUACGCGGUGGUGACGGCGGUGCAGGAGCUGAACCGCAGCCAGGAGAUCGGCGUCAAGCCCCUGUCCUGCGGCUCUGCGCAGAUCUGGCAGCACGGCACCAGCCUCAUGAACUACCUGAGAAUGGUAGAAUUGGAAGGUCUCACCGGCCACAUCGAAUUCAACAGCAAAGGCCAACGCUCCAACUACGCCCUGAAAAUCCUGCAGCACACCCGGGGUGGCUUCAGGCAGAUUGGCCACUGGCACGUCUCUGAAGGGCUCAGCAUGGACAACAGGAUCUUCUCCUCCAACAUUUCCGACAGCCUCUUCAACACCACCCUGAUUGUCACCACCAUCCUGGAAAACCCUUACUUAAUGCUGAAGUGGAACCACCAGGAGCUGGAAGGCAACGACCGCUACGAGGGUUUCUGCGUGGACAUGCUGAAGGAGCUGGCCGAGAUCCUGCGCUUCAACUACAAAAUCCACCUGGUGGGCGACGGCGUCUACGGCGUCCCCGAGGCCAACGGCACCUGGACGGGGAUGGUUGGGGAGCUCAUAGCCAGGGUGAGAUGGGUUGGGUUUUUCCUGCGCUUCAACCACAAAAUCUGCCUGGUGGGCGACGGCGUCUACGGCGUCCCCAAGGCCAAUGGAACCUGGACAGGGAUGGUUGGGGAGCUCAUAGCCAGAUGGGUUGGGUUUUUCCUGCACUUCAACUACAAAAUCCACCUGGUGGGCAACGGCGUCUACGGCAUCCCCGAGGCCAAUGGAAUCUGGACAGGGAUGGUUGGGGAGCUCAUAGCCAGGGGCCGCAGACCCGGCUACUUCUCCUUCCUGGACCCUUUUUCUCCGGGCGUCUGGCUCUUCAUGCUGCUCGCCUACCUGGCCGUCAGCUGCGUCCUCUUCCUGGUGGCUCGGCUGACACCGUACGAGUGGUACAGCCCCCACCCCUGCUCCCAAGGUCGCUGCAACCUCCUGGUGAACCAGUACUCGCUGGGGAACUCGCUGUGGUUCCCCGUGGGGGGGUUCAUGCAGCAGGGCUCCACCAUCGCCCCCCAGGCUCUGUCCACGCGCUGCGUCAGCGGCGUCUGGUGGGCAUUCACCUUGAUCAUCAUCUCCUCCUACACGGCCAACCUGGCGGCGUUCCUGACCGUGCAGAGGAUGGACGUGCCCAUCGAGUCCGUGGAUGACCUCGCUGACCAGACCACCAUCGAGUACGGCACCAUCCACGGCGGCUCCAGCAUGACCUUCUUCCAAAACUCCCGCUACCAGACGUACCAGCGGAUGUGGAAUUACAUGUACUCCAAGCAGCCCAGCGUCUUCGUGAAGAGCACGGAGGAAGGGAUCGCGCGCGUGCUGAACUCCAACUACGCCUUCCUGCUGGAGUCCACCAUGAACGAGUAUUAUCGGCAGCGCAAUUGCAACCUCACGCAGGUCGGGGGCCUUCUGGACACCAAGGGCUACGGGAUUGGCAUGCCCGUCGGCUCCGUGUUCCGUGACGAAUUCGACCUGGCCAUCCUCCAGCUGCAGGAGAACAACCGCCUGGAGAUCCUGAAGCGCAAGUGGUGGGAAGGAGGGAAGUGCCCCAAAGAGGAGGACCACAGAGCCAAAGGCUUGGGGAUGGAGAACAUUGGUGGAAUCUUCGUGGUGCUCAUCUGCGGCUUAAUCGUAGCAAUUUUUAUGGCAAUGCUGGAAUUUUUGUGGAGCCUUCGACACUCUGAACAGUCGGAGGUGUCGGUGUGCCAAGAGAUGGUGACGGAGCUGCGCAACAUCAUCCUGUGCAAGGACAGUUUCCACCCCCGUCGGAGGCGAGGGGCGGUGGUUCGGACUCGCCCCGCGGCGCCCGAGGAGCGCCGAGCCCGCAGCACCACCACGCUCAGCAACGGCAAGCUGUGCAGCGGGGGCGAGCCAGACCCCCUGGCACAAAGACUGGCACAGGAGGCUGCCCUGGUGGCCCGGGGCUGCACCCACAUCCGCGUGUGCCCCGAGUGCCGCCGCUUCCAGGGGCUGCGGGCGCGGCCGGCCGCGGGGUCGCCGGCGCGCAGCGAGGAGAGCCUGGAGUGGGACAAGGCCACCAACAGCAGCGGGCCCGAGUAGCGCCAGGCCGAGGGGGCGUCGGGGUGGGGACGAGAGGGUCCUGUUCCAUUUUACAGAACACGGACUUGUACAAUGUCAACUCGUUUUUAAAUCAAUAGCAGUUACCCGGCUUCUCCAGAGCGAGGUGGAUCGUGGCGUGGGCACCGAGGCCUGGAUGCGGUUUUGGUGUCCACCGCGGCCUGGCGGGGCAGGGGGGAGGUCCUCAGGCUGGUGGGUGUCCAGAGGUUGUCUCUGGGAUGGAGGGAUGUGGUGGGUGGCUGGUGUAGCAGGAAUUGCCCACCCAGGGCUCAAGGAGGGGUUCCUGGAACUCCUCACCCCUCCAAGGGCAGAGAAAGGACGGUGGCGCUGCCUCUCCAUCACUUACUGGGGGAUGUUCUCCAAGGGAAAGGGGGGACUUUUUAUUUGCUGUGGCUGUGGGAAGGGAGGAGUCAAUAUUUUGGGCUUUUUUUGUUUAAUUUGGGUAUGUCAGGACCCAGUCUCCAAGGCACCAGGUGCUGAAUUCUUCUUCCUUUUCCGAGGGUGGCAGGUGGGUUGAAGGGGGAAGGGGAGGAUGGGAUGGGACAUGCUCCCUGUGAGAAGCAGCCUUUGCUGGAAGUCCAUCUGAGGAGUUGUUGAAAUUACAUAUAUAGAGAAAUAUAUCUAUACAUAGAUAUAUAUAAAUAUAUAUAUUAAAAUGCCAAAAAACAGCCAACAAACACAAUGAACUCAAAGAGGCCUUGAAACGCCUGGAAUUUCAGGGGUUCUGUGUCUUUUGUUUCAUUCUGGGGUUACUUUUUGCUUUUUUUUCCUUUUUCUUUCUAUUCUUGGGAUGGGGUGGGGAGGAGCCUUUUGAGGGAGGUGAGUGGGGAGCACUGGGGGGGCUGCCCAUCCCCACCAGCCAAGGGAGGAGGUGUUGGGACCCCCAAAGUGUCCCUGGCUGUGCUCUGCACGCUCCUGAAGUGACUCUGAGCUCUGCCCCAGGCUCAGGAGUUCCCAAAUCCGUGACCCCAUGGAGCACCCUUCAGCUUCCAGGGUGAAUUCCAGCCACACAGCAUUUGAGAAAAUCAUUAGCCCGGGAUCUCGUGUAAGGAAAAUAGUGACUUCCCUAGAAACAGCAGCAGCUCACCCUCUGCUUGGUACAGAUGUGGGGUUUACACUGGCAAAUUUAAUUUUCUGAUUGAAAAAACAAAUUCUAUGCAAUUUCUGGUCGUAAAAGGAAAGAGAUGACAAUGGAGAGGGGCAGGGGAGAUAAAGCCUUGAGUGAAGGUACAUCCUGUUCUUGAAUUGUUUUCUUUUCUUUUUGUCUUGAAUGUACUUAAAUAA
Messenger RNA from Melospiza georgiana, 4793 nucleotides. It is a transcript of the gene GRIK4, whose product is annotated as glutamate ionotropic receptor kainate type subunit 4. The transcript has 21 exons. Gene Ontology annotation, biological process: synaptic transmission, glutamatergic; modulation of chemical synaptic transmission. Gene Ontology annotation, molecular function: transmitter-gated monoatomic ion channel activity involved in regulation of postsynaptic membrane potential; kainate selective glutamate receptor activity. Lineage: Eukaryota; Metazoa; Chordata; Aves; Passeriformes; Passerellidae. Gene Ontology annotation, cellular component: kainate selective glutamate receptor complex; presynaptic membrane; plasma membrane. The record is from RefSeq and is a predicted model, not a curated record. Bases 486 to 3491 code for a protein of 1001 amino acids.